AUGUUUGAUGGGGACGAGGACGACAUCAACGAUCUUUACCCAUCCACGGGGAUUGAAAAUGGUUGGGGAGAUGAAGACUUGAAAGAUCGUCAAUGGAAGGUUGAACUUGAAAGCCCCUUUGAAGGAGACAUGUACGACAUGGAUGAGGCAAUGGCCCUUGUUCUGGGCAAGAAGGUAGGAGUUGGAAUGGUGUGUGCCUACGCUAGCAAGCAACAAUCCCCAGGAUACUGCUGCAUGGAUCAGCCUUGGGAAAGAUCGGGCGAACUCUUUGGAACAUCUUAUGAAUGCCGAGAAGGUGAAAACCAAUGCAUCCACAAAGCCCCAGGUAUCUCUGGCUUUUCUGAAGAGUCUUGCAAGGUCUAUUCGGGGACAUGGUGUCCAAGGCCAACAGAUUGUUCCAGGCUUACGCAAUGCAUUGCUGAUGAGGAGGCUUGGGCCAAGGAUAAUGGCAGAAUUACGUUUGGAAGUUUCAUGAAGGAUGCUCCCAAUGUGACAGACACAACCAGUGUGCAGCAAUGUGGGAAUGUGAAGAGGUACUUGGGAUAUGACCAAAUGUACCCAGAUAUGGACGAGAUUUGCGAGGACUUGAGUUAUUUGAGGUACAAAGAAGAAUUUGAGGAGCUUGAUGAAAUCCUUCAAGGCCAUGGCAUCAUCACUGACGCACCUGAAGAAGCCGCUCUAGGAACGCUAAAACCACCUGAGCGCCAUAACACGAAUGCGGACGUCUAUCAAGGUUUCAUUGACAAGAUCCACUUGAUCAGUCGAGACUGCAUUAUGCUUGAAAGAGACCUUGGAAUCAUCGAUGCCUUCGAAUGCCCAGAGGGCAUGUAUGCGUUCACAUGGUCCUGCGAAGCCUUGCAGACCGCUGCAGUUGUGAUUUCAACCUAUGCGCUGGCAUUCCAACAACAGACUGUUGAGAUGUUCGAGUUCAAUUAUGCUGCCAAACAGAUUGCCGACGUGGAGAUGUAUGAGAUGUUUUACAAUAGCAAAGCAGUCUUCGGAAACAUGGGUAUAAUGAAUGAGAACAUCAUGAAGACCCAUGUUGGUCUCACCAAGAUCCUGAAGAAGGUCGACAACUUGAGCAGGCGACGACGCCGUUUGGGUGACGGUGGCGCACACCUUGAAGCACACCUUGAAGACGAUGAGAUGCAACCCCAAGUUCAUGUUCCAGCUUCAUUGGCGUGGCCAGAGAAAGGAGGGCUAGUAAUGGUGCAAGGCAAGGUGUUUACGGAUGGAGAUGCCGCAGCUGACUUCCUCCAUGCAGCUCUUCAGGACCCGAACGAGAGCUUGCUCCGCGUUACUCAAACCACAACAUCCAAGUGCCUCGGUGAAUUCGAUAUUCUCCCAAGCCAUACUGGCCACGGAAAGGAACUAUUCGGAGAGGCCAAGCGAUUCGCAGUGAAAAUGGACCGCAUGGCACCGUCUGUCUCUUGCGGCUUCACACACGAUAGUGUCACAUACGACGGAAAGACGCUCUGGCUGGAAGAGGACGCUACGGUAGCGUUCUUCGACAGCACGUUCUUCUACAACAUUGAGGACGAUUGCUCAAGUUCCGCGUCAGUUGAGAUUUUUGUCAAGAGCUCUGAAUUUGACGAGGAGAGAAGUGUAGUUUUGGCCGAGACCGAAACAGCUAAGGGAGCUGCCCAAGCUACGCUCUUUGCUGCUUCCAACAUUUGCCGUAGUCAGCACCGCGAUCCCUCGAAGUUCUGCUUUGCAAUGGAUAGCAUGGAAGAGCGCGUCUACGAGAUUGUCGUCAAGGCAACCGAUGCCGCUGGUCUAGUCGGAACCGAUACGUGCCGCAUCAUUGUGACUCCGAGUGAUGGCGAAGCUCUGGACGAAGACCACGCCGCAGUGCUUGUUGCCAGGGCUGCCAACGCGAAGAAGUAUGCGGUCGGAUCUUUGUCGCUCAAGUGGACGAAUGCUUGA
Messenger RNA from Seminavis robusta, 1926 nucleotides. Lineage: Eukaryota; Bacillariophyta; Bacillariophyceae; Naviculales; Naviculaceae. The record is from the annotation of a GenBank genome assembly.